Molecule: messenger RNA, 1429 nt
Organism: Olea europaea var. sylvestris
Lineage: Eukaryota; Viridiplantae; Streptophyta; Magnoliopsida; Lamiales; Oleaceae
Exons: 6
Coding region: 651-1151 (166 amino acids)
Source: RefSeq, a predicted model, not a curated record
AUUAUUCCACAAAACCAAUAUUUUUGCUUAAUUUUAUACGCUCUCCUCCUUCUCCCUUUGCUCAAUUGCACUGAUUCAUCGUCACCUUCUUCUUCACUACCCUCUCGUUUCCUUACCUUCUUCCCUUCAUUUUUCUUGUCGAAUCUCAUUGAGAAUGUUUAAUUCUGUUUGGGUUUCGUAAGAACCAUUUCUUAUGUGGUGAAAAUGAUGCUGUACAAGUGUUCUGGAGUUUUUGCAAACAUUUUUUUCGAUAAAAUUCCUGAAUAGUUAAUGGACUCAGCUCUUCCUCUUGUCACGGUACUUCGGAAUGAGACUGUUCAUUCCAUUGAUUUUUUGGUUGAAGAAGGCAGUUACUUGCCCGAUUCCUAGCCUGGGGCCAGGCGGACGGCAGCUGGUUAAUUUGUCUAAAAUCGUCAACAUUUGUCGCCGUCUCCACUCGCCAAUCAACAAGCUGGUUGAUUAAGGUUCUGAUCAACCAGAACUUAACGGGGAUGGCACUAGAACCUGGAAACUUCUUCGAACAUGUGCAGAUUUUGUUCAAAUUUCGGAUAAAUGAAAAAGGAAAACUUUUACUCAUUGCUGAAGGAAUUAAGGAAAAGAAUAUUGACAUAAUUCUCCGCCUCAGGUUCUUUUUAUGACUCUCGGGUUCUAUGAGGGUGCGCGACCAGCGUAGUGAUGUUGCAGUGAUCCCUGAGGCCAUAGUUAAUUCAAGCAAGAGGUCAUCUCUGAGUGCAAACUGUAGGGUGGAAAAUGGUUUGCACCAGGAUAACGAUACAGAUGCUUUUAUUCAGAGCAAAGCAGCGGCGUCACCAGAGAGCCUAUUCGUGUUUGUCAAAAACGUUCCUGGGCGUGCUGAAGCGCAAAGCAUAGCAAAUGGCAUCAGGAAGACAACCACCACUUAUACACCAUUGUACAGAUCCAAACAUGAUACAUUUGAGACCAAAAUGUCAAAUUCAAGUCAAAUGAAACCCUCGAGAGAGAGGGAAAUGGCAAUCCAGAUUUUCAUCACCCCCGCCGCUGCCGCCACCACCACCAACACUACCACUAUCACUACCAGCGGCAGCUUACAGAGCAUGGGGAACAUGAACAUGAACAACCGUCUCACUCUUCCCAUGUUCCAAACAAGGACACCACCGACCACGUCUUUCUAAUCGUGUGUGCUAUUCUGUGAUAUAGCUGCAAUUCUUGCCCGAUGGAUGAAAGAUAAGGAACUGACGACAUAAAGCCGAGUUGCAGAAUGGUGGCACAAUGAACUCCAACCUUUUUAGUUGAAGUACACAUCUGAGCGUUCAAUGACAUGUUUAAAUACUCUGUGGUGUAUUUUUUUAUGCUUGUGGUUUAUUGCAUGAAAAUAGCAUUAGAAUUUGUUUUCUUUUUGUCUCCCUUUUGUAUACAAGUUGUGAAUUUGAUUUUCUUUAUUUGCAAUAAG